This is a messenger RNA of Mercenaria mercenaria, 2175 nucleotides long. RefSeq lists its product as uncharacterized. NCBI's taxonomy places the organism in Eukaryota, Metazoa, Mollusca, Bivalvia, Venerida, Veneridae. Gene Ontology annotation, molecular function: zinc ion binding. The coding region runs from base 65 to 2026 and encodes 653 amino acids. The record is from RefSeq and is a predicted model, not a curated record. The transcript has 2 exons.
UAAUCCGAUAAUCUUUUAAUCGAGCUGAUUCGAAAACGAGGCUGAGGAUGUAUUGAUUUUAUUCAUGAUUAAAACAAUGGCGGAUAAGCAUACAGAUAACGCGUUAGAUGUCAAUAUUGAUAAAUUAUGGACUUACACAUGUAAAGAUUUGAAAGAUAUUUUGCGGAAUCUUGGACAACCGGUGUCAGGAAAUAAGGACAUACUUGUAGCUCGUGUUUAUAGUGCUUCAUUAACGGGAAAAGUGAAUGAAAGUCAGCCGGUUGAAUGCGGAAGUGAAACACAACACAAAGAAUGCGAUGCGUUGAGUGUUCUUCGUACAAGUCAAACCAAUGAAAUAACUUAUAAUGACAUAAUGCUUACAACUAGCGGUCGAGUAUGGUCGAAUGAUUUACGUGAUUUACCAAACUUUACAUUUGAUAAGUUAUUCACAUACUUGGUGGAACGUACCAACAAAUAUGGUGCCAGUGAGAUGAAAGGUGUAUCAUACAAAAAAAUGAAAUCCUACCAGUUCUUUGUGGAAGGUCAUGUUACUUCUUAUGAGAUUGCUAAGAGCAAUGGACUUUCCUGGGUCAGGUGUAAGGUGAUUGCUUCCAUGAAACAAGAGAAGUACAAGGUGAUAGUUGUAUUUGAAGAUGAUGAUGUGAAGUUUGCAGCAUGUGAAUGCCCAGCAGGGCUUGGAAUCAACGGAAAUGGCAAAUGUAACCAUGUGGGUGGGCUGCUUUUUGCAAUUGAAGACUUCACGGCCAAAGGGAAGCAAGACGGACCGGUAAAGAUGUCAAGUACGUCCAGGUUGAAUGAAUGGAUUGUUCCACGCAAUCUGCCUAUACAGGCAAAGUCUUUGUCAGAAAUGAAAAUAAGGAAAUUUAAAUAUGGAAAGUCUUCCAAGGAGAAACCAACUGUGAAUGACUUUGAUCCACGUGCUCCACAAGACCGCGUUCUAGAUACUUUCGCCCUGCAGCAGCUACACCGUAAAUUGCAAGAUUGUGCUUCAAGCUCUGGGUUUUUCCUUUACCACGAUGACCCAGAAUCUAUGUCAAUUCCUGAAGCAGACUAUUACGACACGAUUGAUGGCGAGUGUUUAGGACUGGAUGUGUCUAUUAAUUCCACAUUUACAGAUUUUGAAGAGACUAUUAAGGAAUCCGAAAAUCCUGGUUUAAGUCUAACACAACCUAAGUGUAAAAUUAGUGUUAACCCUCAAAUCAGUGAUCAGGAACAGAUUGAUGAUAAAUUUAUUAGGUCAUAUGUUGAAGAAGUGAUUGAAAAUGAAAAAAUUAGUGAUGAAGAAAUACAGGAUGUAGAGAAAAGGACUAUUGAUCAGGCUAACAGUGAUGAGUGGAUGGAGUGGCACAAACAUAAAAUUACCGCAUCCAAUUUUGGUAAGGUGUUUAAAUGUAGAGUCCCUGAAAGUGCCAUUAAACAGUUAUUGUACACAAAUGCUAGUAGUUAUACACUGCAGUAUGGAAAGGAUAAUGAACAAAAUGCUGUAAAGGCUUAUAUGAACAUGAAAGCAAAAAAUGGCACACCGGUUAAAGUUGAGGAUGCUGGUCUCGUUCUUUCGAAGGAUAGGCCGGGAUUAGGCGCUAGCUUAGACGGCCGAGUUACUGAUGAAUCAGUCGAUGAUUCCUGUGGUGGACUGGAGUGCAAGUGCCCUAUCAGUCAGAAGGGAAAGACUGCCAUUGUCGCUUGCUCUGACAAAAACUUUUAUUUACAGGAUGUUAACGGUCAAAUUGCUUUAAAGAGAAAUCAUAAUUAUUACAUACAAAUUCAAGGUCAAAUGUUUUGCACAGGACUGAAAUGGGUUGAUUUCGUUGUGUGGUUUGGGGACGACCAAGAUAUAUUUUGUGAACGUAUUUAUUUUAACGAAAAACAAUGGUAUUCCGAGUAUUUACCAGUACUAGAUUUGUUUUAUAAGUGGGUGUUUGUGCCAGAACUCUUGACUAGACGGUUGGAAAGAGGCUUGUCUUUAAUAACUCCUGAGCAGUGGAAAAACUUAAAAUACUCAGAUGAGGAAGUGGAAAGUGACUAAUUAAACUUACAGGAAAACUGAAAAAUACAUGUACUAUAGACUAUAUUGCUAUAUAUAUUUAUUCUGAUACUAUUAUGCAUUCCUGAUUAUUGGUUAUGCUAAGUAUUGUUAUCUGUUUAAAAGACUGUAUAUAAAGCUGAGAAUUCCAA